GGAGAACGUCUUGAACUUUUGUCCGUCACCCCAACGCAAGCACGCGACAGCUCCACGCGCGCCGGGCGCAUACCUAACAUGUCACUACCAAAGGAUCCUGGUGUUCCGACCUUCAAGGAGGCGUUGAAGAAUGAUCGGGAGCAAUUCGACGACUGCACGCCGUGCCGCAUCGUUGGCAGCGGAGCGUUCCUCGGCCUCGGCGCAUACACGUACAUGUCCGGACAUUCGCAGUUGAAGGCACAGGAAGCGGCCAUCAAGCGGAGCAAGAGCAUGUUUGGCAUGGCCAGUCGGAGGGCUGCUAUAACGGGCACAGCGACUGCACUGGUUGGGGCCGGAGUAUACAGGUGGUUCAAUUAGAGAUGGAGAGGACAGCGCGUACGAGGGCAUCACGCACGCGUUCGGGGCGUUCAAUUGGGACUUCAGCGACAUCACGCGCGUGUACACAUACUGUAAGACCAAUAACACAUAUGAGAGCAAUGCAUUAUAUUGUACGACCAGC
Molecule: messenger RNA, 499 nt
Organism: Paraphaeosphaeria sporulosa
Lineage: Eukaryota; Fungi; Ascomycota; Dothideomycetes; Pleosporales; Didymosphaeriaceae
Exons: 2
Coding region: 79-357 (92 amino acids)
Source: RefSeq, a predicted model, not a curated record